CCGCGGAUUCAGGUGGGACGACCUGUGGAGGAACAGUGGAGAAGACACAAGGUCUCCCGUUAUACGCAGCACACCUGGCGAAACACUUCCAUUGCCUUUGAAUGGAAGAGCGCAGGUGAGUCUACUGUGUUGACUAGACCCUGGAAUCAACUCUCGGAAUAACAACAGUUGUUCUCAGGAAGCCAUCAGACCUGUGUGUGUGUCUCUAUACCUGCCGCAGCCGCCGCACUGGUGUCGGGUGUGUCUGUGUGACAUGUCAGUCAGUCAGGUGCCUAUUGAUUGAGAAGGACUGUCGCCCUGGUCACGACAGCGCCGGCUUGCCAUGCUUCUACUGCAAAGCCUUGCAGAGUCUGUGAGAGAUCGGACUACACACCUGUACAACCGAGCUGCCACCUCUGUCACUGUGACACGUGACAGUCAGUAGGAGAUAGUGCCAGACGACAGUCCUGUUACACUGGCAAGUCAAGAAAUAUCUGAGUCUGAAGGAAAGAUAAGUGGAAGUUUCUUUUUAACUCUCUAUUCUUCUUCAGAACCAGGGCGGACAUAAAAAGAAAUAUAAAUAAAGAGGACACAAAAGAUGUGGAUUCAUAAAUAUCUAUCAGACUAACUUCACGAAUGUUGUGAGGGAAAGUUUCGUCUGAAACGCUGACAUGGUUUAGUACCCGUUUAAAGUCACUUGGUGUCAUGGAACGCGGUCAACAAACAACCUGGACACCCACCUGUUUAUCCACCCUCACCCACCAGAAAAGAUGUCACGUGACUCUUGAAAACACGUGCGUUGAUGAGUUUACAACUGCGGAGUGAGAUUUCAAAGGAAGCUCCACCCUUCUGCACUUCUAAUAUACAACAGACGCACGAUGACCCUAAUGAGGGGGACAGGAGAGCGGGUAGGAACCCCGAAGACUGUUACAUAUUUUUAAAUGCGUGUUACUGUGAUAGAUUCUAGGUAAAAACCGACUUGACUGAAGGUAUACGCGGCAGGUGAGACAGUUUGUUGAGAAACCACGAGAAGACACAAAGAUUCCCCGGCUCGGUGACUCCGACCCUACCUUCCGACAAGACAGACAGGUGACCAGCUUCAGGUGUUUGACAGACAGGUUCCGGACAGCCGCGACCUCCGUGUACUCGCCGCUUGCACUCCGCUGCCUCACGCGCCUGCACGUGCCCGCGCGGGAUGCACGGCACCGUAGUGGAGCAACAGUGCGUGGAGGCUGGUGAUACGAAGCCUGUCUGCGGUUACCAAGACAGCUGCCAGGAGAGAAAAAAAAGGAAUCAGUUGAGAGUUAUUCGCCCUUUUUCCGCGGGCGCGCGCGCACCUGGCAUGGGUUUCGAACCGCGUGUUCUUGCAUGAACACCUUCCCUAGCAGCAGUGCGGCGGUGCUGGACAGCGGUUACCCGGAGUUGGUGGCAGGGAGGUGCUUAACCGAGCAUCUCCCAUUUCUAAGCAGCUAGCCGCUGAGUUGGAAACAAUAACAAAUAAACAAACAAACAACGAUGCUUGCGAAGCCCACCAAACCACAGCAGCUGCAACGCUCGAGGUCAUGGAGAGGAAGGAAAGAUGCGAUGAAGUUCUUCUCCCUCCAGGACAGCUUCCGGAAUCUGGAUGGGACGUGCGCUGCUGACCGGACGACUGGGCGGCCGCCACUCAAACCGAGGUCGGCAUGGAGUUUUGAAGACGAGGCAGACACUACAGCAGCGCCGGAGACAGAAAUGGUCCGACAGAGGCUGUCCCCACACUUGUACUACACGACCCCACCUCGAGCAAACAUGGUUCGGAGUCCUGACAUCGACAAAAGUGGUGAUGGGCGGGCCGUAAGAAUCACGGCUGAUGACGAGACCAUGGAAGUGAUGCCUUCCCUGACAGCGUCCCCCAGUGCCCCGGCUUUCCUCAGCAAGGAGGGUCAGGCCUCCAGCCCUAUACUGUCCGCCAAGGACCUGCGUGCUACUGCAACACUACGCAAAAAAGGUUCUGCGGGUGAGGUAGACAACAGCUUGGUGUCCAAGUCAGAGAGAAGGAAGAGUGACAAGGAGAAGAAAGUCGUGUACGACAUACAUGCGCUGUUUGAUGCCGUAGAGCAGCAGGACCUCGAUGCUGUGAAAGUCAUCCUGGAUUCUAACUCUGUGGACAUCAACAGCCUCAAUGCCGAGAACCUGUGUCCACUUGAUAUCGCACUGAUGACCAACAACAUUCCCAUGGCAAGGAUGCUGUUGUUACAAGGCGCAAGGGAGAGUCCAUUGUUCCAACAGGGCGGCUGUCGGUUGCACAGACUGGAACUGUUGGUGUCGGAAGCUGAGAAGCGAGUGGUGGAUCUGACGGCUGUGGUGCUCAACGGGACUUCCGGCAACACCAGCAUCUCUCCGGCACAGCUGAAGGAGAACGAGCGGCAGCUGUCCCACUGGGAGUUUCGCCACCGCCUGCUGAAGCGGAUGAAGGCUGGCUACGACCACGCCCGUCCACCUGAACCACCAACACAAGUGACACUCAAUGUUGCCAGCAACUCGUCUCUUCUUGUCAGCUUUGAUGAGCCACUCAACCACAAUGGUGCUGUUGUCACUAAAUACAAAGUUGAAUGGAGCAGUUACCAAGAUUUCCUGCCUUUGUCAGGGGAAGCAAUAGUGGAAGAUAUCCGGCAUUUAGAGUACGAGAUACGGGGACUGAUGAAGGGAAAUGUCUACUAUGUUCGAGUUGCAGCAUGCAACAUAAAGGGUUUGGGAGGAUACACAGUGUCAACACCACCCUAUGCCGUUCCAUCAAGCUGGAGAGAUGUAGAUGGGACACCAUCAAGGUUGGAGGGCAAAGCACAAUCUCUGCAGAUUCUCUUUGAUCAAGUUAAACGAUCUCGACCUCCAGAGGCAGGAGAGGUCAAAGACUCUUUUAAUACAGACUCUCCUCUCCAAAAGAAGAGAAUCAGCAUAAAGAAUCUAUUUUUGUCAGCACCAAAGUUUCAGAAGGGUGUCAAGAGAGGGGUGCAUCUUGCUUGUCUGCUGUACUGUGAUGAUAAAGUGCUUGUCACCUCAGAGGAACAAUUGCCUAUUAUAGAGGUCGAUGAGAGCUUCUCUGGUACCUCUAUACAGAAUGAUCUCUACUGGCUUAUGAAGAUUGCAGGUACAUGGGAGGAUGUGAAGCUGCUGAAGCAAGACAUGGAAAAGACAAGUAGUGCAGGCAGCACAUUUAGAACCAAGCUUUUACAGGCUAUUACAACUCUUCAGAAUUCACUAGGCAUGCAAGAUCUGGGGCAGUUUUUCCACAGAGCAAUACGUGCUGCCAAUGGCAGCUUAAUUCUUACACUUGUCAACACUGUGCGUGAUACCAAGUUUGUGGGACUUGGUUCUGCAAAGUGGGUGUCAUUGAGCAAACUGGCUCGGAGGCAGUCUCUGCCCAGCACAGAUAUAGGGGACGCACACAACAUGCUCAUAGCUGCAAUACCAGAGAUGCUUAUGUACAAGGAUGUCAGUACUGUGCCACUUCCUAAAGGUCUAUACCUGGGCUUCCUCAAAAUUCAAGUGUCUGUUGAGUCUGUGCGUCUCUUGGUUCCACACAAAAUGCCAAACUGUUUGCCACAUGCCAAAAUCCGGGACUGUCCCAAUGUGUCUAGAGAGGAGUGGGAAUGGCUGCAGAACCUGGAUUUUUCAAAGUCCUCCUCAUCCCAGCCAGCAUUUUGUAGUGCAAUCCACAAGGCUGCCAAGAAACUAUUUAGCCAGCUUGGCCUAAGCAUAGAGUCUGCUGGAGGGUACCGGCUGUAUGAUGUGGAGGUGAUUGAGAUGAGCCCCAGUGUGUCAUUCUUGGUGCUGCUGCCUCCAGUAGAACAGGUCUGCAUGGCACCAGGGCAGGCAGACCACUUGAGUGAAAGCAAAGACUUUGAUCUUUUGCCUGUUCAAAUCUUUGAAACAAUCCAUAUGAACUCCUAUCAGUCCCAGAUAUUCGUGACCUAUGCACGACUGUCAGCAAUUACUGAAAUGGAUGUGGUUCUAGCACAACAGGCACAGAGAGAAGCGUUCUCAACUGAGGAGCUAAGCUUAGCCAAGGAGCAGCUGGAGAUUUCAUGUCAUCUCCAACAGAAUCUCGAGCGUCUCUGGAAGGGAACACGCUGGGUCAUGGACCUCAUCACUUUUGCCCGAGACAAAUCACCCAGACCUCCUGUGUCAGCAACGGCACUACUCAUCCCACCAGAUGCUUUCUCAAGAGAUCUUACGCCUUCCCCAAAGCCAGUUCAUUUCCAGGCAGGCAGGGGUGUUUAUGACAAUAACAAUUCACAAUCAACUUACCCUGUAUGCAACUCCAAUGAGAUCAGUGUUGGUAAAGACAACCGUAAAAUUGCUAAGUUCUUUGAUCCCAAUGACGAUCCUAAGAAAAACUGCUGUGGCAAUGGUGGUGGAGGUAGCAGCGAUGAGGAUUCCGCUUUAUCCAGAAGCAAGAUGCACACCAAAAGUGUUUCCAGGAUUAAUGCUGACAAUCAGGAUGAGGCUGUCCAAACACCUCCUCCCAUGACUUCUGGUAUUCUUCGGGUAUAUGCAGCAUAUGAUACAGGACUAUCAAAAGGUGUUAGUGUGAAACUGCACAUAACAGCACAUACAACAGCAAGGGACGUUAUCAAUCUUGUGGUCCGACAUCUCAACAUGGCUGUGCUUGGCAAGGGUAAAGACGGUCCGAUAUAUGCAGAUGAAGACUUGGACAACUUCUGCCUAGUUGCUGUGGUAGGGUCAAGGGAACGUGUUUUGGGUGACGAUUUCCAGCCCUUGAAGUUGCAGAACCCUUGGCUGAAAGGACGUCUGUAUGUGAGAGUGGUAAACAGUAAGCUGGCAGCAAUACAGCAGGGGCAAGCAACUGCAGUGUAGUGCAUAGUACCAAUGCUUGACAGGUUGCCAAAGUUUUGAAGGUACAUUGGACCAGUUGUACCUACUAGUCAGCAUUUCAACAAACUACACAAUUUGUUUCAUAGACUAAGCACUUGAAGACAUCAUUUGCUACCAUAUGACCAUAGACUGCUAGCAGCAGAAGAUGUAAAUAGCCCAGGAGUGUAAAGGAAUCUUCAGGUGACAGGUUACACCACCAAAGCAAAAGCUCUGUGAUGAAGUGACAAAGUGAGAGUGUUGCCAAAUGUCUGUGAUUUCUUGUUUCUGAUGUGCUCAGUUACAGUAUGGAUGUAUAUCUCUGGACUGCUGGCAAUAUGCCAAGACCAAACUUUUUCGAAGUUGUAGCCUGUCAGGUCUUGGCAAGCCAUUUGACAAUAUACAGCAGUGGUUGCAGAGCAUUGUUCAAGUCAUAAUGCAUGUUAUGAUAUUAAGAAAGAUGUAAGAAAUAUAUAAAAUGUAAAUGGAACCAAAGGAGGCUAUGUGCAAAGUGCAGUUAAAUUUAGAGUACAUUUGCUUUGAUCUUUUCUGUCUUUACUUUUUCCAAGAAACAACGUUCAAUACUUUCUUUAAAAUUUUGGAAAACCUAGAAAGUCUUUUAGCCAGGUUCAGAAUGUUUAAGUGCAAGCAAAAUGCUUUACAUUUAUAACUUUUCUUUUAAAGAAAGCAUAGCAAAAUUCAAAAUUCUUGAAGACAGUGUGGAGUCUCUUUUUCUAAAUAUUACCAUUUUAUUUAACUGAUUAUCUUAGAAUUCAUUUUUUUCCCUCCAAAGCAGCAGCCAAAUGUUGAUUGCUAAAUGUAGUAUUUUUCCCUUACAAUGUCUUGUACUUUCUGAUGAUUUGGCUAUAGAAUCAGAAGUAACUGCAAUUGCAGCAGAAUGACUGAUAACAAUAAGACUGAAGGUUUAAAGCUUUGUUUGAGGUUCAUGAAGGUUUAGAUGUUAAACACUUUUACUCUGGGAUUUCCUAGAAUACAGAGAUCUUUGACCAUAGAGUGCUGACAUUGGCUUAAUGUACCACAGAAAUCCUGCAGCAUGUCAUUGGUGAAAUGCCAAAGAGAACUUACCAAGAGAAAAGCAUGUAAAAUCGAUGAUGUGAAAGCGCACAACCUGAACAUUCUCUCAGAUCGUGUUCAUGUUUGAGGUACAUCACCCUUCAAACACAUCAUUAGUUUAAAUUCAUACACCAAUCCUCUAAUUAAAUGUUCUUUAGUGACUUUGCAUGUGCAUUUUAUCCUGUCACCUAUUAUGCACUCUGUUAAGCUUAUGCAGCUUACAAUCCAUCAGGUUUACUGUUCAUAACUUAGAAGAAAACUCAACCUUCAUCUAAAUUGUCAUUUCUUAUAAAAUAAUGACUUCCAGUAGACAGUGAAGUGUCAUCAAAUGCAUUUUGGCUUUAGAAGAAAAACUAUUUGGUGUCUAUGAGUUAAAUUUAUUUUAUCAUUACAAAUUACCAUUUGCAAAGCUCAGAGUUCAUAUAAGACUGCGAUCAUAAUCAGUUCAUAAUAUGUUGAAAAUGAGUAACAAAAGAAUAUGUCAGGAGAAUCACAAAGUUGUGUUUCUUUAGAACACAAAUCAUACUUUCCUGUUUUUAAAAAUCAGUUUCUUCCAAUUAUCAUUAAAAUCGUGAUGGCAGGCAAUGUAAUUAUUAGCAUUUGUGAGAGCUCCUCCAGCUGUCACUUUCAUCACCCAUGACAUUUAAAAUAAAGCCAGUCAUGCAUGUUGUAUCCCCAAAAGACAUGUAGGCUUUCUUGCUUUACAUGCAAGUAAUUAAUCUGAUGCAAAAAAAGUGGGUUUUUUUUUUUUCCACUUUUGCAUAUAUGUUCUGUGGUUGUACUUGGAAAGUCCAGGUCAGCAGGUUUUAAGCCUUAACUCAGUGGUCACAACAUGCUAUGAUACACUUCUGUACACCAUGUGUAGAAGUGACAUCUCACUCUAAAGUCAGAUCACUAGGCUAGACAUUUGGAUCACAUUAUUUGUGUGCUUUUCUUUAUAGUAGAGCACUUUCAGCCUGCCUUUAAUGGUGGGAAGAAAGCUCUAUAUAAAAUCAACAUAUUAUUAUUAUUAAGAAGCCUAUUGCUUGUAAUCAUUUUGGGACAUGAAUUUCAAGAUUGAUUGGAAGAAGAGGUUUUUUUCCAUCAAGCAGUUAGCUUGAUCUUCCAAAUAGAGCAUAACCAUCACAUACUUUUAGUAUUUGUCUUCCUUUCAUCCUUAAAAUACUAUUACAAAUUAUAGUAAAAGAAAGGUGAUGACAGCAAUUAAAAACUUGUCACAUUCUUUUAGAACUAUAGGCUUAUUUACAGUUUCAAAGAUGUGUUUGCCCCUUCAGUAAUUAGGUCACUGGCUAAGGCAAUAUUGUUGCAAGUCUACAACCAGUCUCAAACAUUUCUGAACCAGAUAUAUUUUGCACACACAGUGAUUUAAUCACUAUUAUGUGGGAUUUUUAGGCACACUUAAAGCUGACUUUGGCAUGUAGAAAACUCCCUUAGUUGCUGGUAUAAAACACCAAGUACUUCCUCCCUCUGUUCACACAGUAAAAAUGGGUACCCAAUUUAUCAUGAAAGAUAAAUGGCUACAGCAGUAAUAGCCCUUGAUGUGCUGCCCUGCCCCAAACACAGUGAACCACUUACAUUCACUGCCCCUAUGGCCAUGAGCUAUGGGACCCUUACUGACACUUGAAAAAAAUAGCAAUUGUGUUAUUAAAAAUAAAUAUGAUCAUUACUAUUUUCAUACUACAUGCUUCCUUAAGGAAGAAAACAAUAUUUUGUGAGAACUAAAAAAACUAUACAUAAUGAUCUCAUGUUUAAAGUAAGUGAUACUGUGGACUUAUAGGCACACUACGUGCACCAGAAACACAUUUUUUAAAGCUUGUUUUUGCUAUCAGCACAAGGGUGAUUUAGAGUUUGUUUUAAAAAAUCUCAUAUGGUCAUUUAACCCAGGGUCUACUGUAGACUUUUAUUACUUUAGCUAUGUCACAAAAAUCUGAGACUCCAUAAAUUACAAUUACCAAUUCUUGUUUAAGGCUUUCCAAUAAUUUGUAUCUAUGUGUGAUAAUGCCUCCUUCAUUAUUUGUAAUAUUUUCUUAGUGAAGUCACACUGUUUCAUUGAUCAUGUGCAAAUGUUUUGCAAGUGUGCACGUGUAAUAGGUCAACUGUGUUCACAUAUCCCAAGGACAGAUGCUAGUUUUUAAGUGAGUUAAGAGCUUGGAUUUUUUUUUUCUUUCAUGAACUAUUGUUCUCAAACCCAGAAAGCAGAAAUUGUGGAAUAGGUGGGGUUAUUUUUUUUCAGGUCAGAAGUACUAUUAUGAUAGUACACACAUUUCAGAGGCAAUCCUGACCCUUUUUUUAAAAAUAAGCACAACACUGUAUGCUAUUGAGACUGACUGAAUCUCUUUGAAAGAUGAGUAGCAAAGACGUGUUCAAAGAAAUCAGUUGUUUUUAUGAAUAUAUAUGUUGGUGUUUUUUUGAGAAGUACAUCACUCUUGUCCUCAGCCCAUUAAUUCUACUCAUUGUUUUGUUAUUUGUUAACUGUACCUAAGACUUAAGUAAAAAAUGCUUUUUAUACAGUGUUGUGUGUUCUAUUGUGGAAUUGCAAUGCAAUGGUUAGUCCCAAAUCAUACCUGUGCAUACCUGUGAUAUGCUAAUAAUUUAAUUAAACCCAUUUUCAACCAGGUU
Molecule: messenger RNA, 8523 nt
Organism: Pomacea canaliculata
Lineage: Eukaryota; Metazoa; Mollusca; Gastropoda; Architaenioglossa; Ampullariidae
Product: ankyrin repeat and fibronectin type-III domain-containing protein 1-like
Exons: 21
Coding region: 1495-4836 (1113 amino acids)
Biological process (GO): signal transduction; regulation of establishment of bipolar cell polarity; establishment of mitotic spindle orientation
Cellular component (GO): spindle
Molecular function (GO): protein binding
Source: RefSeq, a predicted model, not a curated record